AUGAGUCUGUUCCGGGCUUUGACGGCCCUUGUCUGGCUGUUCGUGUCGAAGUCUCUGGCGAACAGCAAUGGUCUCACUGAUGCGGUGACGUGGGACAAGUACAGCGUCAUGGUCAGCGACACCCGAACUUAUAUCCUGUCAGCAGAGUUCCACUAUCAACGGACCCCCGUACCUGAACUGUGGCUCGACAUCCUCCAAAAGUUCAAGGCCAACGGCUUCAACACCGUGAGCAUCUACUUCUUCUGGUCUUACCACUCCGCCUCCGAGGGCGUGUACGAUUUUGAGACGGGAGGGAAGAACGUCCAGCGGCUGUUUGACUACUGCAAAGAAGCCGGGCUCUAUGUCAUCGCAAGAGCGGGACCAUACUGUAACGCCGAGACCAAUGGUGGCGGGCUGGCUCUGUGGGGAUCUGAUGGCCGCUUCGGCAAGCUGAGGUCCUCGGACGAACGGUACCACGCCGGAUGGCUUCCCUUCAUCGCACGCAUCGGCAAGAUUAUCGCCGCGAACCAAAUCACCAACGGUGGCCCCGUGAUCCUUAACCAGGUCGAAAACGAGUACCUGGAGACGGUCUACCAGGCGAACCACACCUCGGUCAUCUACAUGGAGCAGCUCAAGAAGGCAUUCCGUGACGCUGGCAUCGUCGUUCCUCUCACCCAUAACGAAAAGGGCAUGCGCUCAAUCUCGUGGUCGACAGACUACAACAACGUCGGCGGCGCCGUCGACAUAUACGGACUCGACAGCUACCCGGGCGGCCUCUCCUGCACAGAUCCCACGGUUGGGUUCAACGUGAAUCGGGGGUACUACCAGUGGCUACGGAAUGCCGCAGUCACGCAGCCGGGAUAUCUGGCCGAGUUCGAGGGUGGAUGGUUUUCGAACUGGGGCAGCCCUACGUUCUACGACGAGUGUGCUUCCGAGCAUGACCCCGCUUUCGCGGACGUCUACUACAAGAACAAUAUUGGCCAGCGAGUUACCCUGCUCAGCAUCUACAUGGCUUACGGGGGAACGAACUGGGGUCACUCCGCCGCUCCUCAAGUUUAUACAAGCUACGACUACAGCGCCCCUCUCCGAGAGACCCGCGAGCAAUGGACCAAGCUCUUCCAGACGAAACUCAUCGGCCUGUUUACUAGAGUCUCGAUCGACCUGCUCAAGGCCGACAUGGUUGGAAACGGAACCGGCUAUGGCCUCUCCUCGACUUCGGCCUUCAGCUGGGUCCUCCGCAACCCUGACACCCAGGCCGGCUUUACGAUUGUGCAGCAGAACAGCACCAACUCCAUGAGCCGCAUACAUUUUGACGUCAAGUUGGCCACAACCGCCGGCUCCGUCACCGUCCCGAACGUUGUGCUCAAUGGACGACAGAGCAAGAUCCUUGUCACAGACUACGCAUUUGGCAAGCACACCCUGCUUUACGCCUCUGCCGAAAUCGCCACGUACGGCAUCUUCGAGACAGAAGUGCUUGUCUUCUACCUGGGAGAGGGCCAGACUGGAGAGUUUGCCUUCAAGGACGAGAGGGACCUCGCUUUCGAGGUCUUUGGCGACGCCGUGCUCGAGGAGGCAACGAACGGCGACCACGCGGCUUUCACAUGGAAGCAGGCCGCUGGUUCGACGGUAAUCAAGUUCUCCAACGGCGUCCUGGUGUAUCUCCUCGAGCAGAAGACGGCAUGGCGUUUCUGGGCUCCGCCUACGACGUCCAACCCGAUCGUCAAGCCCAGCCAGCAGCUUUUCAUCCUCGGCCCGUACCUCGUCAGGAGCGCCAGCAUCUCCCACGGCGUCCUCCACGUCUCGGGCGACAGCGACACAUCGACCACCCUGGAGGCUUACGUCGGCGACAAGCCCAUUGAGACCAUCGAUUGGAACGGCAAGCGCCUGGCCGCCACCAAGACCCCCUACGGCUCCUUCACCGUGCGGAUCCCCGGCGCCGAGGACCGUGCCGUGGCCCUCCCCGAGCUGAAGAACUGGCGCGCCGCCGAAGCCCUACCCGAAGCGGCGCCCGACUACGACGACUCCCGCUGGGUGGUCUGCAACAAGACGGCCACGCCGAGCCCGUACGCCCCCGCCACCCUGCCGGUGCUUUACAGUUCCAACUACGGCUUCUACCCCGGCGCCAAGAUCUACCGCGGCUAUUUUGACGGCGCCAACGCGACGUCUGUCAACAUCACCGCCUCGGGCGGUCUGGCGUUCGGCUGGUCGGCGUGGGUCAACGGGCAGUUCCUCGGUGGCGACGUCGGGUCCGCGUUGGCAACCACCACCGACAAGACGCUCGCUUUCCCCCGGGGUGCGCUUCGCCAGUCGAACAACGUCGUGACGGUGGUUGUCGACUACCACGGACACGACCAGGCGAGUACGGCGCAGGGCAUCAACAACCCGCGCGGCAUACUCGGCGCCCAGCUGCAGCCCGGCAGCACACGCACCAACACGGGCUUCAAGAUGUGGAAGCUCACGGGCGCUGCCGGUGGCGAGACGAACAUCGACCCCGUCCGCGGGCCCAUGAACGAGGGCGGCCUCUACCCGGAGCGCCUGGGCUGGCACCUCCCCGGCUUCGCGCCCACCGGCUCCUCCUGGAAGCCGGAAACACCCUUGGACGGCCUCUCCAGCGCGGGCAUUCGGUUCUACGUCACCGAUUUCACGCUCAACAUCGACUCGGACCUGGAUGCACCCCUGGGCCUCGAGUUUUCCGCACCCGCGGGCACCAUCGCGCGCGUCAUGUUCUGGAUCAACGGGUACCAGUACGGCAAGUUCGUCCCGCACAUCGGUCCGCAGACGCGGUUCCCUUUCCCGCCGGGCGUGCUCAACAACCGCGGGCGCAACACUCUGGCCGUCAGCCUGUGGGCGCAGACCGACACCGGUGCCAAGCUUGACGGGCUGAAACUGGUGCGUUACGGCCAGUACCAGACGGAUUUCAAGUUCAACCGCGACUGGAGCUAUCUCCAGCCCGGAUGGAAGGACCGACAGGAAUAUGCUUGA
Messenger RNA from Colletotrichum graminicola M1.001, 2961 nucleotides. Its product is annotated as glycosyl hydrolase family 35. The record is from RefSeq and is a predicted model, not a curated record. NCBI's taxonomy places the organism in Eukaryota, Fungi, Ascomycota, Sordariomycetes, Glomerellales, Glomerellaceae. Gene Ontology annotation, cellular component: vacuole. Gene Ontology annotation, molecular function: beta-galactosidase activity. Bases 1 to 2961 code for a protein of 986 amino acids. The transcript is spliced from 9 exons. Gene Ontology annotation, biological process: carbohydrate metabolic process.